Messenger RNA from Limanda limanda (common dab), 4096 nucleotides. It is a transcript of the gene slc39a9, whose product is annotated as solute carrier family 39 member 9. The transcript has 7 exons. Lineage: Eukaryota; Metazoa; Chordata; Actinopteri; Pleuronectiformes; Pleuronectidae. Gene Ontology annotation, molecular function: metal ion transmembrane transporter activity. Gene Ontology annotation, cellular component: membrane. Bases 412 to 1347 code for a protein of 311 amino acids. Gene Ontology annotation, biological process: zinc ion transport; transmembrane transport. The record is from RefSeq and is a predicted model, not a curated record.
ACCUCUGACCCGGAAGCACCUUUCACAAUCGGCACCUAACAACACGGAUGUGCCGUUAGCAUCUCUGCUAGCUACUAACCAAGGUCCGGGGGAAGUUGCAAUAUUCCUCCUGAACUCUGAAUCCUGACGAAGGAUCCGAGGAUCAACGUGUCCGGUGUCUGUUCGUCUGUGAAGUUUAAACUGCACCGGGUUAUCACCGGAGCUAGGUUAGCUUAGCAUCAGCUAACGCUAACCCGAGGCCAGCGGCUGCAGCGUCCUGUGUGAGAGCCACCGUGGAUGUUUUGGUGUAUAACUGUGGUUUAACCAGCAUGUUAACGUCACCACAGCAGCAGGUGUUCACUGUGUAGCUGCAGGUUUCAUGGUGUAGCUCGACACAGGAGAUUAGCCCAAGAGAACCAGGAGCUAGCAGUCAUGGACGAUUUCAGCUCGAUCAGCCUGUUGUCUCUGGCCAUGUUGGUGGGAUGCUACGUGGCCGGGACGAUUCCUCUGGCUGUCAACUUCUCAGAGGACAAGCUGAAGCUGAUCACGGUGCUGGGAGCCGGGCUCCUCUGUGGCACUGCCCUGGCUGUGAUCAUCCCCGAGGGGGUCCACGCACUUUAUGAAGAGAUCCUUGAAAGUGGGCAUAACCACGGCAAGGUCGGGGGGGCAGAGGUGUCCGAGUCGAAGGUGAACGCAGACGCCGCCCUCGGCGCUGGUGAGAAACACGAGCACAGUCACGAGCAGCUCCACGCCUGCAUCGGCGUGUCUCUGGUUCUGGGCUUCGUCUUCAUGCUGCUGGUGGAUCAGAUCGGAAGCGCUCACGUGCACAGCACCGCUGAAGAUCCCGAGUCAGCGAGAGCCGCCUCCUCAAAGAUCACCACCACCCUGGGUCUGGUGGUCCACGCUGCAGCUGACGGCGUGGCGCUCGGAGCUGCAGCCUCGACCUCUCAGACCAGCGUGCAGCUCAUCGUCUUCGUGGCCAUCAUGCUGCACAAGGCCCCGGCGGCGUUCGGUCUGGUGUCUUUCCUGAUGCAUGCUGGUCUCGAGAGGAACCGCAUCCGCAGACAUCUCCUGGUCUUCGCCCUGGCGGCGCCUGUCCUCGCCAUGCUCACGUUUUUAGGCCUCAGUCAGAGCAGCAAAGAGGCGCUGUCAGACAUCAACGCCACCGGUGUGGCCAUGCUCUUCUCCGCCGGCACCUUCCUGUACGUAGCCACCGUGCACGUCCUCCCGGAGGUGGGAGGGGGCGGCGGCCACAGCCACGCUGGCGCCGGAGGGAACGGAGGGAAAGGGUUGAGCAAGGUGGAGGUGGGAGCUCUGGUGCUGGGCUGCCUCAUUCCCCUGGUGCUGUCUGUGGGACACCACCACUAGAACCCGGCUCAGGACGGGUCACAGACGGGUGAACAAGGGAGCGAAGCUGAAACAGAGACUUCAAACUUGGUGGAUAUAAAUGUCUUAUUGCUUGUCGGCUGAUGGACCGCGGGGACCAGGCUCGUUUCGGGCUCAUCUCAUGACUCAGAACCGGAGUUGACUGGGGCGGGGGGGGGAAUGAAGAAAGCGCUGAAUGAAUUCAACACGCUGGUUUUCUCCUGACACCCCCGACAGAUCCUGGUACAGCUGCUGUAUGUGUUGAUCCUUUCCUGACGGACGGAGGCCACCGGACUGCUCAGUUCAUUCACAUCACUGUGGAGUUUUCAGUGUUGCUUUAUCGUUGCUUGUCCAAAGUCAAAGAAUCAACCCUGAUUUGGAUUCCCGUGAUGUUCUGCUCGACGGCCGCUGCACAGUGAGAUUAAGAUCAAGCUGGUGAUGCUGAGAACGUUUUUUUAAAUUGUGUGUAAUUGUACAGCUCUCUUUAAAGUACAGAAUAAUUUGAACUGAUUUUCCAAGUGCCAUAAUUGCAAGUUUGAAACCGACCCCCGAUGAAACAGCGCUGUACAGACUUUACAGUUUGUAAAUGGAUAUUGUUUUCAUGGACACUUGUGUGUUUUCUACAAAUGAACACGUUCAGAUUCAUGUUCCAACCCGUCUCUCUUUAUUUGACCUGAUAACUUUCUGGAUGUGUUCAUUUCUGCUCUGUUUAACUUGGAGGUGAAUCAUAAAUGGUUGUUAGGAAAACUCUGUAUUGAAAAGUGACUGCGUUGUUUAUUUGGAGGGGGGGGAGGGAUUCCAGCAGGUGAAGGUUCCUCAAGGUCAUUAACUCUCUGAACUCGUCUCGGGACCAUCGGCUCUGGAGGACACACAUUUACAGAUUUCUUGGGGAAAUUUUAUUUAGUUUGCUCCUCGAGGAUUUAUGAAUUAUACCUGAGCAAUCAUUGUAAAAACUAAAAGUCACCUUUUCCUCCGGAGUGCAGCAGAGUCUGAAAGUUGCACAGAGGGGUUUGUUGUGUGAUUCAAAUACAAAGACCCAGCGGCUCCAGUAAAACGUUUAACAGUUGAUGCAUUAAAGCGUCAGCAGGAUUCUCCCUCUGGUGUCAGGACUCAUGGAUGUUGUGAGUCUGAAUCACUGGUUAAAGCAGCGCUCGUGUGUUUGUGUAUGUACGUUAUUCACGGCAACUUCUUCCUUCUACAACUAUCAUCGUCUCCUGUGUGAGAUGGAACUGCUUUUAGUUUUAUUUUUUAUUUUAUGUGGACAGGGAUGAACUUUGCAGUACAGACACAGAAGGUGACAGAUGCUCUCUGUUAAAUGUAAAUAUUUAAAGAUCUCACACUCGACUUGUCCCUUAAUUCUGACGAGAGGAAAGUCACCGCGGCGGUUUAGCUUCCCUGGCGUGAUAGAGAGAGAGAGAGAGAGAAGGGGGCGAGUCGCGUGCCGACCAGCAGCUGCAUGACUGUUUUAUUUUUUAUGAAAUACAAAAGGGAAAGAAAAAAAAUUGUUGGCCGACAUCAUGAGUGUGCAACUUCCUCUGAAACCCUGCUGAGAUUUCAUGGUUUUCAAUUCCUUAUGUUCAUUCAGGAUUCACUGGUGUGUUGUGAGUCAGAGAAACCAAAAUAUAAUCAUGUGACAUUCAGUUGUUGUGGUGGAGACGUGACAAAACCAGAAAAUCCUCACAUUUCACAAAGUGGAGCCCCUGAAAUUCUUUUUACAAGGAACUAACGAUUAUAUUCUCUGCUUGUGUGUGUGUCUGUGUGUGUGUGAUGCCUCAUUAAUCAAACGUCUGAAAACAACUACGAAAGUAUUUCACUAAAUAUUCAGACUUAAUCAACAGCGACUAAAGUUCAAGCUUAUUUAUUGAGAGUUAAACAUUAAUAAAGCUCAUCAUCAGGACUGCGGCUGCAGGAUGAUCACGUUUAACAGAUCCAGUUAAAAUAAGCAUCGCAUCAAACCACAGUUUAAAGGUCGGGUCACAUUUCAGGAAGAAGCUGAAGGAACGAUGGAUAAACUAAAAUGUAAAAUGAAAAUGUAGUUUGUGAAGUUAUCAGAGUGGAAACACAGUGAGGUGGGAAUAUUUAAAUACUGCUCCGGUGUCUCUGGCAAAAAGAAGGAUUCAUAUCACUUAUGACACGAAAUACAUAAAAACCUGUUUGAUUAUCUGUAUCACCGAGCUAGAGGAAAGUGGAUGUUUAGGACGAACAAGGUUUCAGGACGGUGACGGUUUGUUUAAUUGUGAUUUUGAACAUGUUUAAUUUGGGGUUUUUGUUGAGUGAAUUUAAAGAUAUGAAAUACCGGGAUUUGAUUUGGCUGUCAGCACCUGCCCUUUCAAAGUAAAAUAAUGUAAACAUGAAAAAUCUAAUCAAAAUAAUCGAGACAAUGUUUAAUCAGGUCAAAUAUUUUAUUUAUUAGAUGUUCUGCUCAUGAUCAAAAUAUGUUGAAAUGUUUAAAAUUCACUUUGUUCAUGUUUACAUGUCUCAUCACACAUCUUGAUAAACAACUGUAAAAUAUCUGCAGGUGAAGUUUUCACACGUUACAAACAGGAAGUGAUGACGUCACAUGUUGAAUCCAGAGAGUUUGAGGAUCAGGUUAAUAUUUGGAAUUGUUUCUGUUGGUGUUUCUUUAUGUUAUUUUUCUUUCACUUUCUGCCAUUCCAGAAUGAGUCUGCCUUAUUUCCAUAUUUCUGAAUGUGAAAAUCAGUUGUAAAGCAAAGUGUUUUAUGACAAUAAAAUUCAAGGUUUUUUAACUGGU